Messenger RNA from Plasmodium gallinaceum, 537 nucleotides. It is a transcript of the gene CGI121, whose product is annotated as EKC/KEOPS complex subunit CGI121, putative. Gene Ontology annotation, cellular component: EKC/KEOPS complex; nucleus; cytosol. The coding region runs from base 1 to 537 and encodes 178 amino acids. The transcript has 4 exons. NCBI's taxonomy places the organism in Eukaryota, Apicomplexa, Aconoidasida, Haemosporida, Plasmodiidae. The record is from RefSeq and is a predicted model, not a curated record. Gene Ontology annotation, biological process: tRNA threonylcarbamoyladenosine modification; telomere maintenance via recombination.
AUGAGAAAAAGGGAAUUAUGUAUUUUAAAUAAUAAAUUAGAUACUACUUUAAUUUUAUUUAAAAAUGUAGUUAAUGCAAAAAAUAUUUUAGAAUCCUAUAAUAAACAUAUAAGUGAUUUUAAUGAUACUAACCAUUUUUUUCUUUUGUUAGAUAGUGAACUUAUUUUUAAUGAAAAUCAUAUAUUACAUAGUAUUUAUAGAGCCUAUUAUAAUUUUAUAACAAAAAAAAGGAUUACUAAAAAUAUGAUUUUAGAGAUUUUUUUUCUUUUAUCUCCACAUGAAAACAUUAAUGAAUGUCUAAAACAAUAUCAAAUAAAAAACGAUUCUUCUUCUAUAAUUUAUGUUGGCCUUAAUGUUACAAAUGAAGAGAUUGAUACAUUUGUAGAUUUAAUUGAAGGGGAGCGAAUAAAUUUUAAUGAAAUAUCUUUUUUACAUGAUAAAAAAAAAAUUUCAGAUAAUUUUAAGUGCACUGAUAUUAAUAAUUUAGAAAAGUUUAUUUAUCACAAUAUAGCUUCAAAAAAGCUUAAUCUAAGUUGA